This is a messenger RNA of Salvia splendens (bonfire salvia), 1223 nucleotides long. Its product is annotated as lignin-forming anionic peroxidase. The transcript has 3 exons. Gene Ontology annotation, molecular function: heme binding; peroxidase activity. The coding region runs from base 79 to 1032 and encodes 317 amino acids. The record is from RefSeq and is a predicted model, not a curated record. NCBI's taxonomy places the organism in Eukaryota, Viridiplantae, Streptophyta, Magnoliopsida, Lamiales, Lamiaceae. Gene Ontology annotation, biological process: hydrogen peroxide catabolic process; response to oxidative stress.
UUAAAUUUCACAACAAUCAUUUGCACUAAUCGUAUAAUUAGUACAUCACAUCAAAUAUCUCCACUCUUUCUCUUCAAAAUGAUUGCUAGGUUUGUUAUUCCUAUACUCUCUCUAAUGGUGCUGCUAAGCAGCAUCUCUAGUGAAGCACAACUCUCAGCGACGUUCUACGACGCUACAUGCCCCAAUGCACCCAAAAUCAUCCGCAACUCCAUCCGCCGCGCUAUUUCGGCCGAGCGGCGGAUGGCGGCGUCUCUCAUCCGCCUCCACUUCCACGACUGCUUUGUUCAGGGCUGCGAUGCUUCAAUCUUGCUGGACGAGACCUCCACCAUCCAGUCUGAGAAGACGGCAUUUCCCAACGUAAAUUCCGCCAGAGGAUACGAGGUUAUCGAGGCCGCCAAGCGCGAGGUCGAGCGCGCUUGCCCCGGCGUCGUCUCUUGCGCUGACGUGCUCACCUUAGCCGCACGCGACGCCUCUGCUGCUGUUGGUGGUCCAUCAUGGAGCGUGAAACUGGGAAGAAGAGAUUCCACCACCGCUAGCCGUGACGUGGCCAACACCGAUCUCCCGAGUCCGUUUUCCGGCCUUCAAGUUCUUAUUGACGCUUUCGACAAAAAGGGUCUUAAUGCAAGAGACAUGGUUGCUCUAUCUGGAGCGCAUACAUUAGGUCAAUCCCAAUGCUUCUUGUUCCGUGGAAGAAUAUACAGCAACGGUACUGACAUUGAUGCCGGCUUUGCUAGUACCAGGAGGCGGGGCUGCCCCCAGACCGGCGGCGACAGCAACUUGGCGGCGCUGGAUUUGGUGACGCCGAAUUCAUUCGACAACAACUACUUCAGGAAUUUGGUGCAGAGGAAGGGACUGUUGCAGUCGGAUCAAGUUCUCUUCUCCGGAUCAACGGCCUCCAUCGUGUCUCAGUACAGUGGAAAUCCGAGAACUUUCGCUGCCGAUUUUGCGACUGCAAUGAUCAAGAUGUCGGAGAUUGAACCAACUGUCGGACAGAAUGGAAUCAUAAGAAGGGUUUGCAGCGCAAUCAACUGAUAACUCAUCUCUCUCUUAGUAUUUGUUUUUAUUGUAUGCAUGCACAUUGCAAUGCAUGCAGUCGCCAAUAUAUUUCCCAAGUGUUGUUUCACAAUGAAUAUCUUCUUUUUCGCUAGCUCUAGCAUAUCAUGUGAUUUUGUAAUAUAAUUUAUAGGAGUACCACCAAUCAAUGAAUUAUUCGUUUUCAUUAA